Molecule: messenger RNA, 1332 nt
Organism: Fibroporia radiculosa
Lineage: Eukaryota; Fungi; Basidiomycota; Agaricomycetes; Polyporales; Fibroporiaceae
Exons: 1
Coding region: 1-1332 (443 amino acids)
Source: RefSeq, a predicted model, not a curated record
AUGUACGCGCGUCGCAUCAAGAGUCUUGGACAUCCUACUCGAAAGAUUGCUGUAACACGGGCAACGCAUCCCUUGGAUCCGAAUGUCCUACACCUUCUAAGCGCAUGUCGAGAAGAUCUCUUGCUUCCCAACUUACACAGUCUUUGCUUGACCGUAGACGAUAUUGACCGGGGUUUCCUCCACCACAGCUCCCUUCUUGUUGGAUCACCUUUGAAGCAUUUCUCCCUGUCCUUUCUCAACGACAUUCCCAAAGACACAGACUCUAUGAUAUCCUCCAUUCGGCAUAUUUGCGCAACUUGCGAUCUGGAGGAUUUCGAACUGAUCAGCCUUUCCUUUCCCGGACGUGCUGCUCUCAUUACAGAUGUAUUACGACCUCCAGCCUCAUUCCGCAAAUUCUGGGUAUUCGACCUGUCUCAUAGCCAUGUCGUCCGGCUGGCUUCACUGCCGGAACUACGGGAAGUCAAGCUUGGCUUUAGAUAUGACAACAACCUGGAUUUCCUCGCCAAUGCAUCUCUAUCAUCGUAUUUCCCCUCCUUGCAGGUGCUCAAUAUCAGUGUGGCAUCGCUUGCCAUCUGUGGAGACCUACUGAGGAUUAUGGGCUCUGCCAACUUGCGAGAUCUCUCAGUUAUUCAUAGCGGUCCUAUAGCCUCGGACCCUAAUAGUUUCCUUGAGUUCUUCACACUGUUGAACGAACACUGCUCGCAUUCUUCUCUACAAGCAGUCACUAUCCUGCAGUCAGGUGGCCCAGACGGCUCCCUCCGAAGUUAUGCUGAGAUCAGUGCCAGAUCUCUCGCACCUAUGUUUGUCUUUUCCAGACUCACCGACGUCUACGUAGACUGCUCGUGCACAUACGAUCUCAACAAUGAUUCACUUGCCCAAAUGGCUCGAGCGUGGCCUAAACUUGAAGCACUCACUCUUGGUGUUGAUCACGGAUGGGAACAGCUUUCCAACAUCACUUUUCAUGGCCUCUCCCAGCUUGUCCGACUCUGUCCGAAACUGCACGCAAUCGGAGUUGCUGUGAACGUUUCCGUAGAUGAUCUUCGCUUCGAAGACCCAGAGAUAGCGCAGUCCUCUAAUGGACGGGUUACUCGAAUCGAUUUGGGUGACUCUGCUAUGGGGGAAGUCGAUCCGGUAGCGAAAGCAUUUGCGCAUCUGUUCCCAAACUUGUGUUCCAUUUGGAUUCGGCGACCGGUGUGGCAGGAGGCAUAUACGCUCGAGCAGAACCGGCGAGGGGGCGAUAUCGCCAACGAUUAUUGGAACGCGGUUCAGAGACAGGUUCGAGCGUAUGCCGACGCGGCAGCACAGGGGCCGUCAUUCGACAUGAUCAUAUGA